Molecule: messenger RNA, 870 nt
Organism: Vicia villosa (hairy vetch)
Lineage: Eukaryota; Viridiplantae; Streptophyta; Magnoliopsida; Fabales; Fabaceae
Exons: 1
Coding region: 1-870 (289 amino acids)
Molecular function (GO): nucleic acid binding; zinc ion binding
Source: RefSeq, a predicted model, not a curated record
AUGGAGAGGUGGAAAGAUUUUGAACUAUCUAAGGAAGAAGAGGAAGGUAUCACUGCAGAAGUUGACGAAGCUUGUGAAGAUGAAGUUUUUCAAAGAACCCUGGCAGCUAGAUUGUGGACGGAUAGUCCGUUUAACACUCGAGCUUUCACUAGUACGAUGCUGAGUGCUUGGAGACUCAGAAAUCCAGUUGAAGUUCAGGAACUGAGUAAGAACCUUUUUCUAUUCAGAUUCGCCACCAAAAGGGAUCUAGAAGGAGUGUUGAAGAACGGGCCAUGGAGCUUUGACCGUAAUCUUCUGGUGCUAGCUAGAGUGUCUGGAGAAGAGCAACCUUCAGAACUAAACAUGCACUAUGGUACUUUCUGGGUUAGGGUCUAUGAACUCCCACUCAAGCUCAGAUCGAAAGCAAUGGCAAAAAAUCUAGGAGGAAUCAUUGGCGAAUACGAAGAAGUGGACCAGAAGGAGGCACAUCGUAAUGGCAGAUUUCUGAGGAUCAAGGUUAAAAUGGAUCUGAAGAAGCAACUUAAGCGGGGAACAGUUGUCCAUUUUAAAGAGAAGAACCUAAGGGUCCACUUUAAGUAUGAAAGGCUACCUACUUUCUGCUUCGUGUGUGGGAAGAUUGGGCACCAAAUGAAAGACUGUGAAGAAGUUGGGGAUCUCAGUGAAGAAGGCUUUGAAAAUCUAGAGGAGCAAGAUCUAUCCUUUGGGGCAUGGUUACGGGCCUCACCUCUGCCCAGAACCUUUGAAGAAAGUAAAAAGAAAGACUCAAAUUCCAGUUCUUGUAGCCGUAGCUUGUUCAAUCUCUCUUCUGGACAAAGCAGAUGUGAAGGGAAGGGAAAGGAGAAGGAGGGAGAUGAAGGAGAAGUUUGUUGA